AUGAGGAUGCAUCUUCUUUCAUUAGAUCCUAGCUACAUCAACUGUAUUGAGAAAGGACCACAUGUUCCAGUCAAAAUCAACACUGCCCUGAGACUUAGUGGAAGUGAAGCAGAAGAUGUUGAAGUGCCUAAAAAUCCCUCUAAGUUUACUGAAGAAGAUGAGAAAGAGGUGCACAAGGAUAACAAAGCCAUGAACAUUCUAUUCAAUGGUAUUGAUGAUGAUAUGUUUGAUUGUGUUAUCAACUGCCCUACUGCAAAAGAAGCAUGGGACACUAUUCAAACUUUAUGUGAAGGCACUUAUCAAGUCAGGGAAAACAAAACGCAGUUGUUUGUUCAACAAUAUGAGAGUUUUCACUCUAAAUCUGGAGAAUCUCUAAAUGAUUUAUUUAACAGAUUUCAAAAACUGUUAAAUGGAUUGAAGCUGUAUGGUAGAGUCUAUAUGCUCAAGGAUUCAAAUAUCAAAUUCUUAAGAGCCUUGCCUAGAGAUUGGAAACCCAUGACUGUGGCUCUAAGACAGGCUCAAAAUUUUAAUGAAUACUCUCUUGAUAAACUUUAUGGUAUUCUUAAAACUUAUGAGCUUGAAAUACAGCAAGAUGAAGAACUAGAAAAGAACUCCAAAAAGGAGAAAAAUGUGGCCCUUGUAGCUAAAAAGGAAGAAGAAGAGGAGAAAGCUUUAAAGUCUAUGGCUAAAACCUCAAGCAACAACACUGGUGAAGGAAAGAAUGAAGCUGGAAAGAAUAAAGGAAAAAUCAUUAAAGAAAAUGAAGAACCUACAGCCCAAGAUGAGCUAGAUGAUCUUGAUGAGCAUUUAGCCUUUCUUGCCAGAAAAUUCUCUAAACUCAAGUUCAAAAGAAAUGAUGCCAUCUCUAGACCAUUCAACAGAGGAAAUCAAUACAAACCAUCUUGUAUGGUUGAUAGAUCAAAGUUCAAAUGCUUUUACUGUGGUCUACCUGGGCAUUUCUCCAAUGAAUGCAGAAGGCCUGCUUCUGAGAAGAAAGGAUCUUUUUCUGAAAAUGUUGAUUAUAGAAGAAAAUAUUUUGAUCUACUCAAGCAGAACAAGGAAAAGGCAUUCAUAACUGAGGAUGGUGGCUGGGCUGCUGAUGAAGGUGAUUCUGACAAUGAGGAGCAUGUCAAUCUUGCCUUAAUGGCAAUUGGAGAUGAAGUUGAUUCUUCCAUCACUAGUAGUGGACAGGUAAAAACCACAAACACAUCUGAUCUCACUAAGUCUGAAUGCAAACAAAUCAUUGAUGAUAUGUCUAAUGAAAUUUAUAAUCUUAGAGUUUCUCUUAAAUCUCUAACAAAAGAAAAUGUUAGACUUAAAGGGACUAAUGAUUUGCUUGCUGAAAGAAAUGGAAAGCUAGAAACUGAAUUAAUCCAAUUGGAUAAAUUCAAAAAGUCUUCUGAGCUUGCUAAGGAUGAGUUGUUGACUGUUCUGAAAAGAGAAGAAAUUCUUAAAAAGCAAUUGGAAAGGGAACAAGAGAUUAUAGCUAAACGGAAAGAUUCCAGAAAUAUUCUUGAAAACAUGUGUUCUACUCAUGUUCUUGAGGAAUCUUGCAAGAAUUCCUGGAAGAAGAACAAAAAGUUGUUAGAAGAAUCUGAUGCCUUAUUGGAUAGUGAUCAUCCAUUGAUUGACAUUCCGUCAACGGAUGAGAACUAUCCAUCGAAGAAUCAGACAGCAGUUGAUGAAGACAAACUCAAAAAGCUUGACAAGAAAUAUGGGCCCAUCAACAAAAACUUUGUGAAAGAAUCUGGUAGUUCCAAAAAGAUUGAGAAAGAAGAAAUAGGUCAUAGUGCAGAAAAGAUGGAGGCUGGAAAAGAAAAGAAAAAGAGCUCUAGGAAUGGCAAAGUUGGGAUUAAUAAGAGGAAUGAUUACACACCUGAUAAAAACUUGCUCUAA
Molecule: messenger RNA, 1896 nt
Organism: Daucus carota subsp. sativus
Lineage: Eukaryota; Viridiplantae; Streptophyta; Magnoliopsida; Apiales; Apiaceae
Exons: 1
Coding region: 1-1896 (631 amino acids)
Molecular function (GO): zinc ion binding; nucleic acid binding
Source: RefSeq, a predicted model, not a curated record